GCGCGCCAUUAAUAGCCACGGCACAGGCCGCCGCCACGACGGGGCUUGUGCCAAGAAGGAGGCGGCAGCGCCUGGCAGAGAGGAGCCAUGAGCUCGGCGAGGAGUUCCGAGUCUACGGCGCUGGAGCGUUUCCAGAGCCCGGGCAAAGGCCGGGGGCUGCGGGCGCUUCGCCGCUUCGCCGUCGGGGAGCUGCUCUUCUCGUGCCCGGCCUACACGUGCGUGCUGACCGUCAACGAGAGGGGCAACCACUGCGAGUGCUGCUUCGCCAGGAAAGAAGGCUUGUCCAGGUGUGGAAGAUGCAAGCAGGCUUUUUACUGCAACGUAGAAUGCCAGAAACAGGACUGGCCCCUGCACAAGCUGGAAUGCUCGGCCAUGUGUGUGUUUGGGCAGAACUGGAAUCCCUCAGAGACUGUGAGACUCACUGCAAGGAUUAUUGCCAAACAGAAAACACACCCUGGAAGGACUGAGUCAGAAAAGCUCCUUUCUAUAACAGAGUUUGAAUCCCAUCUCGAUAAGCUUGACAAUGAAAAGAGAGAGUUGAUUCAGAAUGACAUCUCGGCUCUCCAUCACUUUUAUUCAAAGCAUAUAGAAUACCCUGACAAUGCAGCUCUUGUGGUCCUUUUUGGUCAAGUGAACUGUAACGGCUUCACAAUUGAAGAUGAAGAACUUUCACACUUGGGAUCAGCGAUAUUCCCCGAUGUGGCGCUCAUGAACCACAGUUGUUGCCCCAACGUGAUUGUCACCUACAAAGGGACCGUGGCUGAAGUCAGAGCUGUGCAGGAGAUAGAAGCUGGCGAUGAGAUUUUUACCAGUUACAUUGACCUGCUAUAUCCCACAGAAGAUAGGAAUGAUCGAUUAAGAGAUUCCUAUUUCUUCACUUGCGAUUGCAGAGAGUGCAUUACUAAAAAAAAGGACAAAGAUAAACUGGAAAUCCGCAAGCUGAAUGAGCCUCCAUCAGCAGAAGCCGUGCGAGAUAUGAUCAAAUAUGCCAGAAAUGUGAUUGAGGAAUUCAGGAGGGCCAAACACUACAAAUCCCCAAGUGAACUGCUCGAGGUUUGCGAGCUUAGCUUGGACAAGAUGGGCGCUGUGUUUGUCGAAAGCAAUGUUUACAUGCUGCACAUGAUGUACCAGGCUAUGGGAGUCUGUCUGUACAUGCAAGACUGGGAGGGUGCUUUGCGCUACGGGCAGAAGAUUAUCAAACCAUACAGUAAACAUUAUCCUUUAUAUUCCCUCAAUGUGGCCUCCAUGUGGCUGAAACUGGGGAGACUUUACAUGGGCCUGGAAAACAGACCUGCUGGCGUUAAGGCUCUCAAGAAGGCAAUUGCCAUCAUGGAGAUAGCACAUGGGAAAGAUCAUCCAUACGUUAUAGAGAUCAAAAAGGAAUUAGAGGCCCACUGAGUCUUUGAAUCUAUGCAAUCCUUCAACCUUUCUUUAAAAGCCUUGCUAUGGAAACUUCAGGAGUGCUUUGAAAAUUGACAUGGGAUGAAAGCUUUUCUGUAAAAUAAUUGGAAUGACAAACAUGUGGUGCACCCGGGCCUUACCUCUUGCAUUCUCUGAGGUUGAUGUGAAAUAUCUUGAGCCUUAAUGAAUUAAUUUUGAAUGCUUUUCCCCCACUAAGGAAAUGCCACGGUUUCAUACAGCUAAUGCCUUUGAUUGAUCAUGUGCAGAGAUGACCAAUUCUUUUCUCUACAGAUUUUAAUGUACUAUGUAUCUUAGCCAUGCAAAGCAAUUAAUUAAAAUGGGACAGCCUUGCUUGA
Messenger RNA from Podarcis raffonei (Aeolian wall lizard), 1757 nucleotides. RefSeq names its product SET and MYND domain containing 2 (gene SMYD2). NCBI's taxonomy places the organism in Eukaryota, Metazoa, Chordata, Lepidosauria, Squamata, Lacertidae. The transcript is spliced from 12 exons. Gene Ontology annotation, cellular component: nucleus. The coding region runs from base 88 to 1398 and encodes 436 amino acids. The record is from RefSeq and is a predicted model, not a curated record. Gene Ontology annotation, molecular function: histone methyltransferase activity; protein-lysine N-methyltransferase activity; protein binding.